Pseudocercospora fijiensis CIRAD86 is the source of this 1167-nucleotide messenger RNA. RefSeq lists its product as uncharacterized. NCBI's taxonomy places the organism in Eukaryota, Fungi, Ascomycota, Dothideomycetes, Mycosphaerellales, Mycosphaerellaceae. The record is from RefSeq and is a predicted model, not a curated record. Bases 1 to 1167 code for a protein of 388 amino acids. The transcript is spliced from 5 exons.
AUGGAUGAAGAGACUCCAUGUUAUUUUCUCACUCGUCUCCCUGGCGAAUUGAGAGCUCUUAUCUACGAACACGUGCUCGCCUUCGAACGACCACUGAAGCUGCGGCAGGUUGUUGCCGGCUCACCAAAUACUGGAAUUCUGCGCGCAAAUCGCCAGGUACACAAUGAAGCUCUGCCGCUUCUCUAUGACCUCAACAACAUUAUGGUGACCCGCAAUGACUUCUGCCACUAUACCGACUACGACCUUCAAACUCCGUUACGAAGAGAUCAGGUUCGGCAUCUUCUCGUCAAGAACUUCUCGCAAUCAAUCAAAUGCAGCUCAUACUCCGGAGGAAAUCAUAUGUAUCUGGCUGGCUGCUGCGAGGUUUGUCAGCCAACUGCUGUAGGGUUCAUUAAUGCUCUCUCCGAACUGCCUCGGCUGCAAUCCGUGGUUGUCGACUACCACUUCCAUCAGUCAGAAUUUGGCUACAUGAAGGACGUAAUAAAGCGAAAUGGAAUGCUUGAGCCUCUUCGUCGAAAUCGCUCGCUUCAAUGUACCGGCCUCGGACAAUGGCGACUGCAAGGCACGAGCAUAUCCGACAAGCUCUCUAUCACUUUUGCCGACGUCGCUCUGAACACUCUUUGGACCAUCUUUUCCAGCUUUGGCAACCAGCUCUCCAUCUAUGGCAUCCCGAAUGAGCCGCAGAUCCUUGAGGGCUUGCGUGAAGACAUCAAUCGCGACCUUCCGGACAAGUUGUUCUUCAUCCACUGCGCCAGGAAAUGUGUCCUCUGGCCUGUUGUAUUCGAGAAGAUUGCAGAGACAUGGAAAGCUGUGGAUGAUGCGAAGGCGGAAGGUCGGGAUGCGUCAGAAGAGCUGGAGGCACUCACCAAUGAAGUCCUUCGCUUCUGCAGAAGACAUACUGCUGAGGAUGCUCGGAUGCAACUGCAAUUGCUUAGAUUACGAGUGAGGUGCCAGAUCAAUGACCCGCUGAGCAAAUCACAGCGAGGGUAUCUGGUGAGGACUAGUGUGAAAGUGAAGAGACUUGGCAAAGUGAUUCAAAAAAGAGGUAGUGCGAAAUUCCAAGUAUAUCCUGCAGGAAUAACCUUGGGCCGAACCUGCGUUGACCACUCACAACACGGGGCCUCUUGCAAGUUGGUGUACAGCCCAAAGCAAGAAUCAUACCACUAG